GGCUGGGGGAGGGCGGGGGAGGAGGAGGAGGGAGGAGGUCGGUGCCCAAUCCAAGAUGGCGGUGCAGGAAUCAGCUGCUCAGCUCUCAAUGACUUUGAAGGUGCAGGAGUAUCCCACUCUCAAGGUGCCAUAUGAAACACUGAACAAACGAUUUCGAGCUGCACAGAAAAACAUUGACCGAGAGACCAGCCACGUUACAAUGGUGGUGGCAGAGCUGGAGAAGACGCUGAGCAGUUGUCCUGCUGUGGAUUCAGUCGUUAGUCUCCUGGAUGGAGUAGUUGAAAAACUCAGUGUUCUGAAACGAAAGGCAGUUGAAUCAAUCCAGGCUGAAGAUGAAAGUGCAAAACUUUGCAAACGUAGGAUUGAACAUCUGAAGGAGCACAGUAGUGACCAGCCAGCUGCUGCAAACAUGUGGAAGAAGAAACGUAUGGAUCGUAUGAUGGUGGAACAUCUUCUACGCUGUGGCUACUACAAUACAGCUGUAAAACUAGCGAGACAAAGUGGUAUUGAGGACUUGGUAAAUAUUGAGAUGUUUUUGACUGCUAAAGAAGUGGAAGAGUCAUUGGAAAGACAAGAGACGAUGACUUGCUUGGCUUGGUGUCAUGAUAACAAAUCCAGGCUUAGAAAAAUGAAGAGCUGUCUGGAGUUCAGCCUAAGGAUUCAGGAGUUCAUCGAACUCAUUCGACAGAACAAGAGACUGGAUGCUGUGAGACAUGCAAGAAAGCAUUUCAGUCAGGCUGAGGGAAGCCAGCUGGAUGAGGUUCGACAAGUGAUGGGAAUGUUGGCCUUUCCUUCAGACACUCAUAUCUCCCCCUAUAAGGAUCUCUUGGACCCCGCUCGAUGGAGAAUGCUGAUCCAGCAGUUUAGAUAUGAUAACUACAGACUACAUCAGCUGGGAAACAAUUCUGUUUUUACUAUAACACUCCAGGCAGGCCUUUCAGCUAUAAAAACACCACAGUGUUAUAAAGAGGAUGGGAGCUCAAAAAACCCAGACUGCCCUGUGUGUAGCAAAUCCCUGAACAAGCUGGCUCAGCCCCUGCCUAUGGCACAUUGUGCCAACUCCCGACUAGUCUGCAAGAUUUCGGGGGAUGUAAUGAAUGAGAACAAUCCUCCUAUGAUGUUACCAAAUGGAUAUGUCUAUGGAUACAAUUCUCUGCUUUCUAUUCGUCAAGACGACAAAGUAAUUUGCCCAAGAACCAAAGAAGUCUUCAACUUCUCACAAGCUGAGAAAGUCUACAUCAUGUAGGUCCAUACAACUCCUGAUGAAGUGCCGCUGGAAUUUUGACACAGUGUAUAUUGGCAUACCCUGUACGGGGGGGGCCUUAAUGUGUGGCAAAGAAGCAAAACCUGCCACCUUGGGGAUCAGACCUGUCGGUGGCAUUCUUGUUUCUUGCGACCAAAGAUCAAUAAGCAACAAUAAACACUCUUUAAAAACAAAACAGGAAAAAAAAGAGAGGAAUUGUGACUUAAGUUUGUACUUGAAUAAAAAUGAAAACGAAUUUUGAUUGUUAAGGUUUUGUAACAAGGUCAAAAAUUGGACUUCUCAAAAGUAUUUUCAUCUUCUUUAAAGGAUAAAUUUCUUUAAAGAUGGACAUUUGCACUGGGGGAAAGGUUACAACAGAGUUGAAAUGAAAUCCAUUGUUCUUCCCUCUUUUUUCACAAUUGUCCAAGACCCUUUUGUUAGCAGAGAUUUCAGUACUACCAAUAUGUUCUCCUUGAAGCUCCUCUUUGCCUUCUUUAUGAUCCUCUCGUGAAGUUCUCCUGAACAUGAAUUCUAUAACUUAUUUCUGUGGGAAGAUACUGAUGUCUUUGACGCAAGAGUGGCUUCUCUGGAGGAUCAGCUUUGAAGGAGUACAAAGGCUUUUUCCAAACCCAAAUCUUUUAAGGAGGUUGCAUAAGUAUCAAGAGGAACUGAGAACAUUUCAGGCAAAAUCCAAUGCUUGUUUAAAUGUUCUUUUUCCAGUCUACCAUAGUGUUAAAGUCCUUCUAAAGUUCUUAGUUAUGUGCAUAGGGUUCAAUAUGAAAUCAUUAGUGCUACUGCCUUAUUUCUUGCUUUGAGAAUGUACUCACAUGAAAAUGAGCUGGUAUUCUUAAGUGUUGGGCAAAGUUUCUGAAGAUGCCUUGCAGGAUGAUUACAUAAUUUUAGGGUCUAAAUAGUCUUCAUUACUGAAACUAAUAGUUCAAUUUUAACAACUACAGAACACAUCCUUAUGACUUUUCAAACAGAAUUAAACCAUUGUAGUUUAAACAAAACCAUAUUGUAGAGGUUUGUAUUUAGCGCUUAUUUUUGCAUGUUGAUGUUGAUUAGCUAAUAAAAGAUUGUAAAUGUACAACAUGUUAAUAAAAAUUGUUUUCCAUUCCUUGGUUAUAUAAA
Messenger RNA from Pezoporus occidentalis (night parrot), 2374 nucleotides. RefSeq names its product macrophage erythroblast attacher, E3 ubiquitin ligase (gene MAEA). Gene Ontology annotation, molecular function: ubiquitin protein ligase activity; protein binding. Gene Ontology annotation, biological process: proteasome-mediated ubiquitin-dependent protein catabolic process. The transcript has 9 exons. Bases 56 to 1246 code for a protein of 396 amino acids. NCBI's taxonomy places the organism in Eukaryota, Metazoa, Chordata, Aves, Psittaciformes, Psittacidae. The record is from RefSeq and is a predicted model, not a curated record. Gene Ontology annotation, cellular component: cytoplasm; nucleus; GID complex.